Messenger RNA from Diaporthe amygdali, 954 nucleotides. RefSeq lists its product as uncharacterized. The record is from RefSeq and is a predicted model, not a curated record. The transcript has 2 exons. Gene Ontology annotation, molecular function: phosphoprotein phosphatase activity. Bases 1 to 954 code for a protein of 317 amino acids. Lineage: Eukaryota; Fungi; Ascomycota; Sordariomycetes; Diaporthales; Diaporthaceae. Gene Ontology annotation, biological process: dephosphorylation.
AUGUCGGACAAUGGUUUUAUUGGCCCACCCUUCAUCCAAGUAACUGGAGUACCCAACCUCAGGGACAUUGGGGGAUAUCCCAUCACCUCAUCAGAAGGGAAGGUAGUAAGAACAGGUGUCGUCUUCCGGUCAUCCGAACCGUCUAAAGUGGACGACGAGGGCAUCAUCAAGCUUCAGGCUUUAGGCAUCAAGGACGUGUACGAUCUCCGCUCCCGCCUCGAGCUUGUCAGAGAUGCUCAGAACGGGAAUGGGAGACAGGCGAGGACGUGGCCUGGUGCAACCCGUGUCGUCGCCCCGGUGUUCUCGGACUCCGAGUAUACCCCUGAGGCCAUAGCCGCGAGGUUCCGAAUGUAUGCGACUGAUACCACGACGCCUAUAGUGCUGGCACACCUGCGAGAGAUCCUCAAGGCAGCUUCCGUGGAGGACAACCCGGAUCGACCAUAUAGGAGUAUCCUGGAGCAUCUCGCUUCCACCAGCACUGGUGGUCCGUACCCUAUAUUGAUACACUGCUCUGCGGGAAAGGACAGGACUGGCGUGAUCUGCGCACUGAUACUGUCGCUAUGCGGUGUCGAGGAUGAGGCUGUUGCGCACGAGUACAGCCUGUCCGAGCUAGGGCUCAAGUCGCGCCCAGAAUUCUUGCGAAAUCUACUGCAGGAGCCGGUCGUGAAGGGAAAUGCAGCGGCCGCCAUGCAGAUGGUGGGUUCAAGAAAGAGAUUCAUGUUGGCCUUGUUGAGGACCAUCAAGGAGCAGUGGGGUUCGAUUGAUCAAUGUGUCAUUGAGCUAGGUCUCAUUGAUCAAGACGGUAUUGAGAAGCUGCGGCGAAACAUGAUUGUCGAUAUCCACGCUAUUGGUGGGACAGAACUCGAAUGGAAGUCUCACGCGGAACUUGUGGCGAGGGCUGAGGACGAGGCUGACAGGCGGAUAGACGCUCUAGUGGCUGCAGCAGAGUCGUAG